AUGCGCUACAGCGAGCGGGAGCUGCUGUCCCUGUCCCGGCAGCCGGCGGAGAAGGCGGCGGAGAUCCUGAUGCGGGUGCCCAAGAAGGGGAGCGUGCUGAAGAAACGCCUCGUGAAGCUUGUUGUCAACUUUCUCUUCUACUUCCGAACAGAUGAAGCGGAGCCAAUUGGAGCUUUGCUGUUGGAACAUUGUAAAAUCACCAAAGAAGAGGAGAAUGUCUUUUCAAUCAGUUUCGUUGAGGAGCCGGACAGGAAAUACUCCUUUGAAUGUGACACCGAGGAGCAAUGCCAGGAGUGGAUUGAGGCUCUCCGAAGAGCCAGCUACGAGUUCAUGAGAAGAAGUUUGAUUUUCUAUCGGAAUGAGAUUCAGAAGAUGACAGGGAAGGACCCCCUGGAGCAGUACGGAAUCUCCGAGGAAGCCCGAUUCCAGUUGGGAACACGCAAGCUCUAA
This is a messenger RNA of Emys orbicularis (European pond turtle), 450 nucleotides long. It is a transcript of the gene PLEKHJ1, whose product is annotated as pleckstrin homology domain containing J1. Gene Ontology annotation, biological process: endosome organization; retrograde transport, endosome to Golgi; receptor recycling. NCBI's taxonomy places the organism in Eukaryota, Metazoa, Chordata, Testudines, Emydidae. Gene Ontology annotation, cellular component: trans-Golgi network; recycling endosome; early endosome. The record is from RefSeq and is a predicted model, not a curated record. The coding region runs from base 1 to 450 and encodes 149 amino acids. The transcript is spliced from 6 exons.